AUGGCCGACACCACUGUAUCGCUGACACCGGAGGCGAAGUUUGAGCUUAUUUCGCGCAACCUCGACGAGAUUCUCGGCGCCGAGGAGCUAAAGAAGACGCUGGCUGAGCGCGACAUCAGCCUGUACUGGGGCACAGCACCCACGGGUAAGCCGCACGUCGGCUACUUUGUGCCCAUGUCGAAGCUUGCUGAUUACCUGCAGGCGGGCUGCCAUGUCACGGUCCUGAUUGCCGACAUCCACGCGUUCCUGGACAACCUGAAGGCGCCGAUCGAGCUCGUAAAGUCUCGCGCAAAGUACUACGAGCACCUGGUCAAGGCAAUGCUGUCUUCGAUCGGCGUGCCCCUGGACAAGCUCAAGUUUGUCGUGGGCAGCAGCUACGAGCUGACGCCCGAGUUCUCGAUGGACAACUACCGCCUGGCGUCGAUUGUCACCGAGCACGAUGCGAAGAAGGCCGGUGCUGAGGUCGUCAAGCAGGUCGAUUCGCCGCUGCUCUCUGGUCUGCUGUACCCGGGCAUGCAGGCGCUCGACGAGGAGUACCUGAAGGUCGACGCGCAGUUUGGUGGCAAGUACCUGCCGCAGCUGGGCUACAAGAAGCGCAUCCACAUGAUGAACCCGAUGGUUCCUGGUCUGCAGGGCACCAAGAUGUCGUCGUCUGACCCCGACUCCAAGAUCGAUCUUCUUGAUGAUGCCAAGGCUGUGCAGAAGAAGCUCAAGAAGGCGUUCUGCGAGGAGGGCAACAUCGAGAACAACGGCGUGCUGUCGUUUGUGCGCUAUGUGCUGUUCCCGAUCAGCCACCUGCGUGACGGCAAGGCCGAGUUUGUGAUCUCGCGGCCCGAGCAGUACGGCGGCAACUCGACCUACCACGACUUUGAGACGCUGCAGCAGGACUUUGCCGACAAGAAGAUCCACCCCGGCGACCUGAAGGCGAGCGUCGCUGCGGCCCUGAACCGUGUGCUGGAUCCGAUCCGCGAGACCUUUGCGUCCGAGGAGCUCCAGAAGCUGGUGCUCGAGGCGUACCCGCCCCCGCAGGCCAAGUCCAAGCCGGCCAAGCAGAAGAAGAAGCACAACAAGCGCCCGGACCACCUUCCGCCCAAGGAGGCGGCUGAGACCAAGGAGGCGGCGGCAAAGCCGGCUGAGACCAAGGAAGAGCCCUCCGCCUAGAUGUGAUCGGGGAAGGGUCGCGAUAGAUUUCUCGCAAGGUCUAUUUUUAAAAAAAAAAAAUCACUCGAAAAACA
Linderina pennispora is the source of this 1235-nucleotide messenger RNA. Its product is annotated as tyrosyl-tRNA synthetase. The transcript has 2 exons. Lineage: Eukaryota; Fungi; Kickxellomycota; Kickxellomycetes; Kickxellales; Kickxellaceae. Gene Ontology annotation, molecular function: ATP binding; tyrosine-tRNA ligase activity. Gene Ontology annotation, biological process: tyrosyl-tRNA aminoacylation. The record is from RefSeq and is a predicted model, not a curated record. The coding region runs from base 1 to 1161 and encodes 386 amino acids.